AUGUCAUCCCUACCCAAAUCCAAAAUCCCCAACCUCACAACCCUCGUCUCCAUCAUCGGCUCCGCCUCCGCCGCCGUGAUGGUGACCCGUACCAUCAUUCACGAAUACUGUCCUCCUGAAUUACAAGAUUACCUUUAUCUCGGUCUCCGCAAUUUCUUCAACAAAUUCUCCACACACCUCACAUUCAUAUUCUACGAAUUCGAUAAGUUUCAGGACAACCAAGUCUACAGCGCCGCUGAACACUACCUUUCCGCUAGAAUGUCUCCGGCGACCCACCGUCUGAAGGUUACCAAAACUCCUAACCAGAAACACAUCGUCAUCGGCACCGAAAUUAACGAGGAAUUCACCGAUAAUUACAAAGGAGUGAAAUUCUACUGGUCUACGGUUUCUAAGAAGACGCCGACUAGAGAAUAUUACAGUGACGAUGACGUCACCCAUUCUUCCCGAUCCGAUCUCCGAUCUAUGGAGCUCACCUUCCAUCGGAAACACAGAGAUCUGGCCUUAAACGACUACUUGCCAUUUAUAGUCCAGGUCGCGGAAAAGAAGAAACGAGAACAGCAAACCGUCAAGCUCUUCACUGUCAAUUCAAAUGGGUUGUACUCGAGGGAGGGGACAUGGAAAUCUGUUAAUCUUGACCACCCGUCGAACUUUGCUACGUUGGCCAUUGAUUCAGAUAUGAAGGAGAUGGUGAUGAAGGAUUUAGAUAGGUUUAAGCAGAGGAGAGAGUAUUAUCGGAAAGUCGGAAAGGCGUGGAAGAGAGGGUACCUGUUGUACGGGCCCCCGGGGACCGGGAAAUCUAGUUUGAUCGCUGCCAUUUCGAAUUACUUGAAGUUUGACAUAUAUGACUUGCAGUUGACUGACAUUAAAUCAAACUCGGAGCUUCGGACACUGUUGAUGGCAACGGCUAACCGGUCAAUACUGGUGGUCGAGGACAUUGAUUGUUCGGCGACGCUGCAUGACCGGGUGGCCGUAGAGGCCGCAAAAGCCGCCCGUAGAAGGUCAUCGUAUUACUCCAAAGAGAAUGAGGUAACCUUGUCUGGUUUUCUUAAUUUUAUUGAUGGAUUAUGGUCAAGUUGUGGUGACGAACGAAUUAUCAUAUUCACCACAAACCAUAAGGACAAACUCGACCCUGCACUUAUCCGUCCCGGUCGCAUGGAUGUUCAUAUUCAUUUAUCGUAUUGCACCCCAUGCGCAUUUCGUGUUCUCGUCAACAACUAUUUUGGCAUCAAUGAGCACAAUCUUUUUCAACAAAUUGAAGAUUUGAUGAUGGAGAUAGACGUUACACCCGCUGAAAUUGCAGAACAAUUGCUCAAAGAUGACAACCCAGACAUCAUGCUUAAUGGUCUCAUCGAGUUUUUUGAUGUGAAGAGGAUGGAGAAUGAAGAGGCAGAGGGCAUGGCGAAGAUGAUGGAAGAUGAGGAACUAGCUGCUACAGAGAAUGAAAUGACAGAAGAAUAUGAUAGCAAUUAA
Molecule: messenger RNA, 1470 nt
Organism: Cynara cardunculus var. scolymus (artichoke)
Lineage: Eukaryota; Viridiplantae; Streptophyta; Magnoliopsida; Asterales; Asteraceae
Product: AAA-ATPase At3g50940-like
Exons: 2
Coding region: 1-1470 (489 amino acids)
Molecular function (GO): ATP hydrolysis activity; ATP binding
Source: RefSeq, a predicted model, not a curated record